Spirometra erinaceieuropaei is the source of this 3702-nucleotide messenger RNA. Lineage: Eukaryota; Metazoa; Platyhelminthes; Cestoda; Diphyllobothriidea; Diphyllobothriidae. The record is from the annotation of a GenBank genome assembly.
AUGGCUUCCAGCAACGAAGUGCACGGCAGGUAAUUUACAGUCUUUGGAAACAAACUUGGGGAUAGAUAAGACACUUGUUAGAAUUUGAUAAACGGUACGCGAUCUAGCUCACGAAACUUUGCGACGGAACCCGGUAUGAAAAUUGUCGGACGCCUUAAACUUUGCGCAUUUUGCAUGCUCGUCUAGCUCCUCCACUUAAACACGUUUCCUCGUACAGAAACUAUCUACGCAAAUUUAUUAAGCAAAAUGUUCAUAAAUUUGAGCGAACAUGGACUAUGUGGUAUAUUUGAGCAAUUUUAUGCACUAAUAUUGCGUAUUUGAGCAUAUGUUUUUUUCAAGGGAGAACAAGGUUCCCUCGAGAGUUUUAACAAACAGAGCCUGUCGCACUUGGAAGUGGAUUUUUUGGUCUGAUGUUAAUUGUAGGAAUCAGUUUGCUGACGCAGGUUAUUUUCGAGUAACCACGAGCGUUAUACAUUUUCAAAAAUCACUACGUCACUAAAUACGAAAUGAUCAGGACAAGACAGUCACAUGGAGCUUAAGAAUACCGAGAAAACAUGGCCUGUCGACUGAUUCAUCCCAAAGGGAGACAAAAAAGAGUAAAAAUGUAAAGUGCACAGACAUUAGCCAGUGGAAUGCAGUGGCUAAGUACUCCUUAAAAAGGCAACUUACUGAAAAAAUUUUUAUAACUGGUCGACGACACAUUCGCUGUUGACUUUUGUUGCGGGCGUUCAUUUUUCUUCGAGGAUGAGAUUUCACGCUAGGUGAGUCCUUAAAUGUGACUCAAACAACCAUUUACAUGAAAAAUAACACCCUACCAUCCGCUCCUGCGUUCACCGUCCUCAUGAGGUGUACUAACCUGAAGAUUUUAAUGAAUGCAUAGAACAAAAUCUGUCUUUAUGGACAGGCAUUUGAAAACACUGAAAUUCCUGAAGUAUCCAGCGAUGUUUCAAAACCAAUACGGAUUUCAGCGUGAGGCUAAUUAAAGGUUAAGUGCAAUUUUACUUAGUGAAAGAAAAGUUUUCUUUAUAUACACAAAAUAAUAUGCGCACAAAUACAUAUGUCAAAUAUUCAUAAAUUUAUUAGCAACGUUUGGCCUGGUAACCUGUGAUAUUAUAAAACUUUCUUUCCUAUGUGCAUUUGUCUGCAAAAUCAAACAAGGUCCUGUUUGCCUUAUUGUAACGCAUCUCAACCAAUAAAAUCGCAGUAUAGACGACGAAUUCUUAGGAAAUCGUUUUGGAAUCUAUACUCAGAAUGUGGGCUGUUAGCAAACCGGCAUACCUGGCAUUACACUAAUUUUGAAGGGAUAUUUAGAUGCGAACUUAUCUAAAAGACUACUGUCGAGCACUUUUUUAUUCGUGCUGCCGCAUUUUCUUAGUCGCUGACAUAGAUAGACUUUCUGAGUGUCAAAACCUGAUGUUUACUAAACUGCGACCAUUUCUGACCUUCCCGGAACUUUCAACUUCUCUGGAAAGUGGGCAUUUCUACACUACGUAAUAUUAUUUUUAGUAUAUAUUGUAUGUUUUUAAAUACCUUUUCAAGUGGCUUUAUGCAUUUUACCGCUUUGUGGGUGAUUAUGAAUCAUUCGUCCGUUAGGUCACAUACUGUAUUUAAUGCAGUCCCUCAUUUUAUCUGCUCCUAUUCGCUGUUUUCAUUAAACGCGUCACAGUGUAUGGCUACUUCAAAACCCAAAUGAAGUAUCACUCUCGCGACUACACUUAUACAACCAUUUUGAAGCAAACGCCUAUAGGGGUACCCUUUACACUAAGAGCACAGUAAGGCUUUAGACAAAAAAGCUGCUGGAUAACUAGCACUUUAAGGAAUCUGCGAUAAAUCUCUUCUUUUCUGUGCAAGCUACAAAUUAUCUUAGUAGGUCGAGAGCUUCCUCCAGGGCGUGCGUGGCGACCUGAGACAACGGGUCGCCUCUCCGGACCGUCCGCUUAUGCUCCGUUAUUCGUGAGCCAAGUCGCCGUCAGGUCCGUUUUGUGUGGUGGCGAGGGCAGUCCCGACAUGGGAUCUGAUAAAAGACACCCGACAGUUUUCCCACGCCUAGCCGACACCUCAUUCGCAUGAUUUGGUUGCGCAUGGCUGCUGUUUGACGGUGAGCGAUACUCACACCGAGCUCUCCAGCGAUACGUUCCCUCGCUUCGGACCCGUUCUUUAUAUAUGGUAGAGGGUGCCAGAGUAUUGGCGGCUCUCCUCCGUUUGUCCUCGUACUCGUCCCUCUGGCUCACUGCAAUGCGUUUAUACCCUUUGGAAGCGUGUCCUAACACAGCUGCGUUUAUGCGCCAUUGGGUGGUUACUAUGGUAAUUGAGAAUCUGAGUCGCGUUAGUCGCCUUUCUGCACACCGUGGCGUUGAGCUCGCCGUUGGGUGUGCGUGUGACGAGAACGUCAGGGAAAGACAGCUGUACGGCAUGCUAUUCUUCCUUUGUUAACUGAAUGCCCAGGAAGAUGCCGUUAAGCAGGUCUUGAUAGAUGACCAGUCUGCUCUUUUCAAUUAUAACAAACGUGUUUUCCACGUACCGGCGCCAAAAUGCAGGUUCAUAGUGGUCGAAGGCCACGUUUUCCAACUCCUGCAGGACUACAUAUUUCUGCAAUCAGGCUGGAUAUUGGCGCUCCUUUGAUCUGCUGGUAUGUUCUGCCAUUGAAGGUGAAAAGGGUUUGUUGGCAGAAAGCAAACAGUUACAGUAAGUGGUCGAUUUCUAGGGACCUGUUCGUUUCGUCUUAGUGCUCUUCGAGUCGUUUGUGAAGAACGUCGCGUGCCAGGUCCGGUGGGAUGGAUGUGAAUAAUGAAACCAUGUCAAAGGACACGAUAAUCUAAUCCGGUCAGACAGCUUUUCCUCGAAUGUCGGCCAGGAAUUAGGAGGCCGAAUUGAUGGAGGUCCUCGAGCCUUCUCGGAGAAAGUUAAGUUUUCGGGCCAUCCACUUGGAUAGAUUGUAAGUGGGGCUGUCUUUCAUGGUAACGUUCGGUCGAAGGGGAACAUUGGCUUGUGAAUUUUGGGUAAUCCAUAAAACUGGACUAGUACCGUGCCCGUUGGUUUCAUCUGUCGCCAUUCGUCUAGCGAUAUCGCACUGUUGCGUUUGAGUCGGUUCAGGAGCCCGGUUAUUUGACCAAUCAUCGAUUUGACUCGCGAGGAAGGCGUGGAUUUGUAAGACUGUUGGUCGUUGAGAAUAGCAACAGAUGAAACCACCUUCCGAUGUGAGAGAAGGCCAGCUGGAUGAACCCUCGGUCGGGACCUGUGCACCUACUGGGCUAUGUCCUCGUCCAGAGGUGGGAUCAGCGGGACGUGCUUGUGACAAAUACGAUUCCGGGUGACAGCGGGUACACUGACAAUCGUCUCGUCAUCUCCAAGAUGCGGAUUCGCCUAUAGCCUCGUAGGAGGCUUCAAGGAGAGCGACCCCCAGGUAAGCUGAAUAUUGCUUUAUUGUAUUUGCCUGCUCACCAUAUCCAUUUCAGCGAUGAAUUAGCUCAACGGUUAGCCUACCUUCUAGUCGCUGCUGCCGCUUCCACCACUGACGAGAACGCUUCUGUGGAGAGCCUAUGGCGUGGACUUAGGGACACAGUCCAGUCGACGGCUCUGACCAUCCUCGGUCGCGCACACCGACAACACCAGGGCUGGUUUGAUGGCAACGACGCCGCCAUCAGCAACCUGCUCGCCGAGAUGAACCGUCGGCAAAAAAGCCUACGUCGACCGACCGACUAA